Molecule: messenger RNA, 1124 nt
Organism: Pelobates fuscus (common spadefoot toad)
Lineage: Eukaryota; Metazoa; Chordata; Amphibia; Anura; Pelobatidae
Gene: FTSJ1
Product: FtsJ RNA 2'-O-methyltransferase 1
Exons: 11
Coding region: 86-1036 (316 amino acids)
Biological process (GO): cytoplasmic translation; tRNA methylation
Cellular component (GO): cytoplasm
Molecular function (GO): tRNA methyltransferase activity
Source: RefSeq, a predicted model, not a curated record
GUCACUAACCCCGCCCUGCCGGUGAGGUCACUAACUCCGCCCCGGAGUCGGCAGUCACGUUGCGGAGCGGUAACAUCCAGACACCAUGGGGCGCUCAUCGAAGGACAAACGAGAUAUCUAUUACCGCUUAGCCAAAGAGGAAGGAUGGAGAGCUCGCAGCGCAUUCAAACUACUGCAGCUCGAUGAAGAAUACAGACUAUUCCGCGGGGUUCACAGAGCCGUGGAUCUAUGUGCUGCUCCUGGCAGUUGGAGUCAAGUUCUUAGCAGGAAACUGCGUGGUUCUGAAGAUCAGGAAUCGGAGGCGAAGAUUGUGGCUGUGGAUCUGCAAGCUAUGGCUCCUCUGCCUGGAGUAAUCCAGAUUCAGGGAGAUAUCACAAAGGUUUCCACAGCCCAUGAAAUCAUCCGUCACUUCGAGGGGCAGUCGGCAGACCUGGUGGUAUGUGACGGGGCUCCAGAUGUGACUGGAUUGCACGAUAUAGAUGAGUAUAUCCAGGCUCAGCUCCUGUUGGCAGCCCUAAACAUCACCACUCAUGUGCUGUGUCGUGGGGGUACCUUUGUUGCUAAGAUUUUCCGUGGAAAGGAUGUGACCCUCUUGUAUUCACAGCUGAAAAUCUUCUUCCGAGAGGUGACGUGCGCUAAACCUCGAAGCAGCCGUAACUCUAGUAUUGAAUCCUUUGUUGUCUGUCAAGGUUACUGUCCCCCGGAAGGCUAUGUCCCUAACAUGUCCAACCCCCUGCUGGACCAUUGCUAUAAUGUGGAUUUUAACCAGCUGGAAGGCCCUAAUCGUGUGAUUGUGCCGUUUCUGGCCUGUGGAGAUCUAAGCGCUUAUGAUUCAGACAGAACGUACCCCCUCCAGUUGGAGACUGGGAAAGAAUACAGUUACCUCCCCCCCACACAGCCCCCCAUCUGUCCCCCAUACCAGGAGGCCUGCUUCCUAAAGAGAAACAACCUGCUAUCUAAGGAGAGGCACUCUGCCCCAUCAGACGAGACCCCACCUGGGACUGCCAGUCAGGAAGUGGAUCCGCCAGUCUCCUAAUGUGGCUUUUAAUAUUGUACAAAUAACAUUUGUUUUCUGAUAUUUAUCAUUGUUUUAUUUCUGUAAAAUAAAGAUGUUUUAAACAAAA